AUGGGUCGGCGAAAGCGCACCGAGCCUCCUAAAGAAUCCGUUGCCGCUUCACAGUCUGCCAAGAAAACGGAUACCAAAUCACAAAGAUCGAAAAGCCGCCAGCUAGCCGUCCACAACGUCCGCCCAGCCGCAAAAGUCGCCGUGUUGAAGGAUUACCCCCUGAGGUCACGACCCAUUGAUGCCACAGGCUCGGCGCUGGCGCCCGAAGCCGCAUCCAAACCCAAGGCCAAGACCAAGACCAAGUCCCAGUACAAGCCAAAGAGAAAGUUCAGGAACCCUCCGCCUCCAUAUCCAGGCCACAACUCCGGAGUCGAUUCCCCCGUUGUCGAAAGCCCGGAGAAGCUCACGCACACGGAGACCAACGUCGAGAAAGCAACCCAACCCGAACACCUAGCCGUGACCGGAGAUAAAUCAAAUCAUACAGAACACCAAGACGUAGUCGAAGCAGCAUCACUGCUGCCAGCAGUCCCGCGAUCGGCAUACAGCGACCCAACGGAACACUGGGUCAUGAACAGCGCUCAGCCUGGGCAAACCGCUGUCGCGGAUGCCCCAGCCAUACAGUCUCUAAGAGGCACACCUGCAUAUCAACCCGCCGCAUCCAUCGGGUCCCAAAUGCGUGCACAGGGACAAAAGAAGGGCUCUGUAGCGAAGACGACACAGCCAUCCACGAGAGAUGACACUGGCACAACGAGCUACGUAUACAAAAGGUCAAACUUUCCCCACAAGCUGGAGUGCAUGUCUGUAACGGUGCAGCUGUUCAUGAAAGAGUAUGAUGAGAGCAUAGAUGAAGCAGGCGUGGAUGACUCGACCAGGGAUUUAUUGGAAAACCUCAAGGCCGAAUCUCACGACCCUACAACCGAUGAGCGUUACAAGAACCAAGUUCUGCGACAGACUAUCGAGCGGCUGCAAUUCAAGAAUGAGCCCUACGUCAUAGCCGAGCUCCAUGAUCUCGUCUGCCCUCCAGCGGAACGCCUCUCGGGUGUCUAUGACAGGGAUGUCGAGCUCCGCUCAACGUACAGACUCUUUGUUGACGCUCGGAAUGAGUCGUGGACAAGAGCACCUCGGCUGCUAGACAGGUUCCCAGCCCCUAAGCCGGACUAUUGCGUUGGCUUCGGUGCCCGGGCUUUCUUGGCCCCUGAAUGGGCUCUGCUUGCUACAGUGCCCAGCAAUUCGUCCAACUUUGCAGCAACAGACUACAUGCACUUCCCAUUUCUGACCUGCGAGGUGAAGUCUCAUAAAGAAUCGAUAUCCGUGGCGGAUAAACAAAACGCGUACAGCAUGAUGGUGGCAGUCUCGUCCACUGUCGAUCUUUUUCGGGCUGCGAAGAUGGAGAGAAGCGUCCAUCGGAAGGUCUUGGGGUUCUCGAUAUCUUACGACAACAAGAACGUAGUUGUGGAUGGAUGGUACCCUAUCAUCGUCGGCCAAUGUACAGAGAUCUACCGAACUCGGAUACACGAUUUUACAAUCCGGGCGGGAAGCGCCGACAGGUGGCAAUCGUGGCACUACGUCCGCAACAUCUACGAGGUGUGGGCCCCGGAGCACCGGGCGCGUCUCCGCGUGGCCAUCAACUCGCUGAAGCUCACCAUCAACAUGGCCGGUCUGAGGAACAGGGACGAGCAGACGCCGACGCCCUCCGAAUCUGCGCACAGAGGGCUGGAGCAGCUCGGCCUGCAGAGCCCCAGGCCGCAAGCGGGCCGGGCGGACAGCGUCAGCGUGUUCAGCGCUCAAUCUCGAAGAAGGCGGGCCGUGACAGCGCCGCUUGGCGGCGACGAGUCUCCAAAACGGCCAAGAAUCCAGUUCGGUGACUGGCGAGACGAACCAGACGUGGUCAAGAAAUCGAUGCACAUGAUUUGUGCACAACACAAAGCCAUUGUUUCUCAGGAUAACCUUGACCGCGAUCUUGAGAUUCAAUACUCAGCUACCGGCGCCUGGCACCAGCAUACCCAAGGCGCUGCUGCUAUUGUUGAACUACAGGGAGGGUGGGAUAAAUACAUUCUCUCAUCUGGUGAUGCACCUCAUAUUGCUUUCCACUUCAUCACAGUUGAAAUCAUGGGCGGUACGACAAGCAAUGCAAGACACCUCAAAAAAUCUCCAAAGUGGCCAUAUGAUCUCAUAACAAGCUUCCCAAAUUGGGAUCGUAUCACCGUAGCUUCCUGCUGCCCUUGUCCCAAAGCUCUCUUCGAGGCCAUCGCUCAAACCAACCUUCUCAGAGCAUCGUUGUGCAACAACGGCUCUGGUAGCAUCCAACUAACGGAUGAAGAAACGGGUCAAAGCAUCCGCUCCAUCAUUGCUAAGAUCGCCAACUUCUCACCUCAAUCGUGGUUGGCAGACCUAACCACAACCAUCCAUUUCCAGCUGUCCAGCCCGGACUGGCUUGCGUUGAUCUCUUGCUACCAUGCCGCCACGCUGCUCUACUGCCUCCGCACCCUCGUCUUCGAGCCUUCCUUUGAUGAUCCGGCAAUCCUGUCCUCCAUUCUCGAGGACAUAUUCGGCACGACGGUCGCCGAAACCCUACGGAUUGGCGCGUUGAGAGCGCUCUUCCACCAUCUCGGCUGCCCGUUGUAUUCGUUCGGAGCUGCGGGUCUAAAGGCUGAUAGUGUGGCUUGGAACGUGGUCGUUUGGCCGCUGUUCAUCGCGGGAUUCGAGGCUAGUGGCGAGGGCCUGACGAGCGCAGAGGCUCGCGAAAUGAAGGCGUUUGUCUCAGACAAGUUGCGGCACGUGACGAUGCUGUUGGGCUCGAGGAGCGUGUCGGAUGCGCAGAGGUUGUUGGAGAAAUGCUGGGCGAGCAGGGAGAUUGGCGGCGGUACUGGGCUGGACGGUGGGCCCACGUGGGAUGAGUCUUUCCCAGAACGGUUCGUGUUCAUAUCAAGUUUCUAA
This is a messenger RNA of Lasiodiplodia theobromae, 2877 nucleotides long. RefSeq lists its product as uncharacterized. NCBI's taxonomy places the organism in Eukaryota, Fungi, Ascomycota, Dothideomycetes, Botryosphaeriales, Botryosphaeriaceae. Bases 1 to 2877 code for a protein of 958 amino acids. The transcript is spliced from 6 exons. The record is from RefSeq and is a predicted model, not a curated record.